Lotus japonicus is the source of this 333-nucleotide messenger RNA. RefSeq lists its product as uncharacterized. Bases 1 to 333 code for a protein of 110 amino acids. Lineage: Eukaryota; Viridiplantae; Streptophyta; Magnoliopsida; Fabales; Fabaceae. The record is from RefSeq and is a predicted model, not a curated record. The transcript has a single exon. Gene Ontology annotation, molecular function: pectinesterase inhibitor activity. Gene Ontology annotation, biological process: negative regulation of catalytic activity.
AUGACCAACACAAUUACUUUAGUCAAACCUUUGAUUGCAAAAAGUGGUGAUCCAAAGGCAAAAGCCCAUUACAAUGAUUGCUUGGAAAAUUUUGAUUAUGAAGACGGUGCUAUCGGUGAUAUUGAUGACACUCAACAAGAUUUGAAGAAGGGAGAUUACGCUAGUAUGAGUUUCGCUGCGAGUGCUUUUUUACAUAAAGUUGAUGAUUGUAUUUCAGGAGAGAAUCUGGGUGAGCGUUUUCCUGAUCCCUCCCCGCUUCCAAAAUAUGGUGGAGUUAUGGAGGAUGUUAUCUCAAUUAUUCUUGUCAUAUCAAAUAAGUUGAGAGGUGCUUGA